This is a messenger RNA of Musa acuminata AAA Group (dessert banana), 2001 nucleotides long. RefSeq names its product probable alpha,alpha-trehalose-phosphate synthase [UDP-forming] 7. Gene Ontology annotation, biological process: trehalose biosynthetic process. NCBI's taxonomy places the organism in Eukaryota, Viridiplantae, Streptophyta, Magnoliopsida, Zingiberales, Musaceae. The transcript has a single exon. Gene Ontology annotation, cellular component: cytosol. The coding region runs from base 1 to 2001 and encodes 666 amino acids. The record is from RefSeq and is a predicted model, not a curated record. Gene Ontology annotation, molecular function: trehalose-phosphatase activity.
AUGGGGAACUCGGACUUGAGGAGGGCGGCGGCGGCGAAGUCCAAGCGGAUGACGGUGCAGCAGCUAAUGGAGCAGCUGAACGAAGAGGAACGAGCGUGGGAGACCAGCGAGGUGUCCGCUUCCGAGGAAGCAGAGGCGGAGGCGCCUCAACUCCAACGACCGGCGACCGACGUGGCCUCCCCUUCCGCUUCGCGAAGGCGGGUGAUCGUGGUGGUGCACCGGCUCCCACUUCACGCGACUUCCGACCCCGACAUCCCUGGCCUGUGCAAAUUCGUACCGGAGGAGGACUGUCCCCUUCUCCACCUCGGAGAAGGCGUCCCCGCCGGCACCGAACUCGUCUUGGUCGGCACCCUCCCUGGCGCCGCCGACCUAUCUCAGGAGCUGCGCGACAGGCUCGCCCGGGGCCGCCACCUCCUCGGCUUCCUCAUCCUCCCCGUCUUCCUCCCGCCAAACACCGAUUCCAGGCUGUCCCGCCUCUGCAAGGUCUACCUCCACCAUGCCCUCCAUUCCGUGAUUCCCUACGGCGUGGGCGCCCCCAUCUACGACGAGUCCUCUUCUGCCGCCUGGGAUGAAGCCACUGCCAUCUUCGCCAACGCCGUCGAUGACGCCAUUCGCACCCACGACGACCUCGUAUGGUUGCACGACUACCAUCUCUUCCUCCUCCCCUCCCUCAUCCGCCACCGCCACCCCGGCAUCCGCCUCGGCUUCUCCCUGUAUGCCCCCUUCCCGUCCAGGGACGUCUUCCUCUCGCUCCCCCCCGCCACCCAGAUCCUCAACUCACUUCUCUGCUGCGACCUCCUCGGAUUCCAUGCUCUCGAUCACGCCCGCCACUUCCUCUCGUGCUGCCGCCGCGCCCUCGGCCUCCACCACCGCCCCCGCCGCUCUCCAUCCUCCCACGGCUUCCUCGGAGUCGACCACCUCGGGCGCACCAUCGGGAUCCACGUCCUAGCCCCCGGCAUCCACCUGCCUAGCACCGUCGCCCACGUUGCCGCCUUCUCCUCUCCCGAAGGCACUGACACGCUCGCCGAUCUCCGCCGCAAAUACCGCGACAUGACCGUCCUCCUCAGCAUCGACGAACCGGACGUCUUCAGGUCCAUCCACUUAAAGCUGCUUGCUUUUAAUAUGGUGCUCCGGAAGCUCCAGGGAACCCGCUUCCAGGGCCGCGUCGCCCUGAUCCAGAUGCUCAACUGCAGGGGGCGACCCUACGCGAGGGAAAACUCCGCCCUCCGCCAGAACCUCAAGGCUCACUGCGACACAAUCAACCGCGUUUUCGGUUCCGAACAUUUCAAGCCUGUCGAAGUGGUGGAGCAGGACGUUAUCAGACCAAGAGCGAAGGCCGCAUUCUACGUCAUCGCUGACUGCCUUUUGGACACCGCCAUAAGGGGCGGAGUGAAUCUGAUCCCCUACGAGUACGUCGUUUCCAGGCAGGUAGACCGUUCACGCCAUUCCUCCUGGAAGAAGAGCAGGGUGGUGUUGUCGGAGUUCACUGGGUCGUUGCAGGCCCUGAGCAGGGCGACCAAAGUCAACCCGUUGGACCCCCCAAAGACCGCCGAAGCACUGGUCGAAGUGAUCUCGAUGAGCGAGGAAGAGAAACAGGAGCAGCACGAGAAGCACUGCGCAGACAUCAGAAACUACGAUGUGGCUUACUGGUCCAGGAGCUUCAUCGAUGAUCUGAGGAGCCGUGAGUUGGCCCACUUCAACAACGGAGACGCUGUAUCCGAAGACGGUUUCACGGAGCUCCAAGAGCAAACGGUAACGUCGGCUUAUACGAAGGCCAGUAGGAGGGCAAUUUUCCUCGACUACGAUGGCACUCUGGAGUCCGAAUCUUCCGACGCGAAGGCACGAAAAGCGUGGGUUACGGACGUCCUGUCUUCCCUGUGUGCCGAUCCUAGAAAUGUGGUUUUCAUCGUCAGUGGAAGAACGAAGAAGGAUUUGGGGAGGUGGUUCGGGAAGUGCUGGGGUCUCGGCAUUGCCGCCGAACGUGGCUACUUCUCAAGGUAG